Orbilia oligospora ATCC 24927 is the source of this 897-nucleotide messenger RNA. RefSeq lists its product as uncharacterized. The coding region runs from base 1 to 897 and encodes 298 amino acids. The record is from RefSeq and is a predicted model, not a curated record. The transcript is spliced from 2 exons. NCBI's taxonomy places the organism in Eukaryota, Fungi, Ascomycota, Orbiliomycetes, Orbiliales, Orbiliaceae.
AUGAUGGAUUCGGUAGCCGCGGUUGUCCAACAGCAGUCGUCGUCUUUGUCGUCUUUCAACUCCCCGUCGCCAUUGCUCUUACCGGAAAGGCUUAAUCUUGAGAAUCCCGACGGCAUUACUUUAUCAAAUACUUCUAAGCCUUUCUCUUCCGUCUCCGGCGCUGCUGCUCCACCAGGCACCUCUGGUUUUACCCCACUACCCUCUCGCCCGUCAGUAAUCACAAACAAGAUGACACCUUAUAACUGCAUCCCCAGGUCCGAGGUAAAAGACACAAAACGCCUCUUGACUAGAUUACCUUCUAUCAAGAACGAAAGAAGAACCAAGACAUCCUCUAGUGGAUCAUCUACUCCAGACCUCUCCAGAUCAAGUUCUACAACCACAAGUACUACGCCAGUUCUAUCUCCUGAAUCUAUCUCGGACUCUCUAUCUUCUCACUCUUCUUCUGAAAUUUCUUGCUACAAGGUCGUUGCUAGAAAACGAUCAAUGGAUAGCAUUGCCUCAAGCGAUAAUAGCAGUCAGUACUCGUGUCUUGCUAAAGACGACCAGUACCUGCUUCACCUUAAAGAUGUCGAGGGCAUGUCAUGUUGGAGUGAUAUCGCCGAAAGGAUGUGCCGAAAAGGAUAUUCGGUUCAGCAAAGAGGGUUGAGGACGAGAUAUUGCAUCCUUAAGCGGGAUCUAGACCUUUCUCUUCAACGCUCCAUGGAGAAUCUUGUCAACAUCCAAAGCGAGGUCGAUGAAGUCCUCGGCUCGAGUAACUGCCCCGUCCGAAGACUUGCUUCGUUUAAGAACAAGAAGAUCGGAGGCAACCUUCGAGUUUACGACGAAGAAGACGAAGCCGUGGACCCUCGUGUAUGGGAUGAUCUCGCAGCCUCGCUCCAAGCAAGCGGACUGAGAUAA